Molecule: messenger RNA, 1569 nt
Organism: Danaus chrysippus (African queen)
Lineage: Eukaryota; Metazoa; Arthropoda; Insecta; Lepidoptera; Nymphalidae
Source: the annotation of a GenBank genome assembly
UUGUUGGCAGAGAGGAAGGAGCGUCUUCAGCGGGCUCCCUUCGAAACUGCCCUCCAUCACGCUGGUUACGGCUGUUUCCAAUGGCUCCUGUUAAUGUCGUGUGGUGCUGUGUACGCCGUCUGCGCGCUCAGCACCACCACACUCAGCUUCGUGCUGCCGGCCGCUGAGUGUGACUUCCUACUGUCCUCCAGCGAUAAGGGCCGUCUCACUGCCACGCCGCUGAUAGGAAUGUGUGUGGGCUCUUACUUCUGGGGCAAUCUAGCUGAUGCGCGAGGUCGCAGGAAGGCCAUCAUCGGAGCUCUGUUAUUGGAUGCGCUGGCUGCCUUCCUCUCUAGCCUGGUCCAGUCCUUCCCAGCCUUCCUGGCCUGCAGAUUCUUCUCCGGGUUCGGCAUCAUCGGCGCCACUGGGCUCGUCUUCCCUUAUUUCGGAGAUUUUCUCUCGCUGCGGCACCGUGACGUGAUGCUGUGCCGGCUUGAAGUGUUUUGGACUUUCGGGACAAUAUUAUUGCCCGGAAUUGCUUGGCUUAUUAUCCAAGAUCCACGGUUCAAUUUAACCGUUGAGGGUGCAGACUUCCAGUACACCUCGUGGAGAGUGUUCGUUGCCGCUUGUGGUAUCCCGAGUCUCUUGGUGGUGUUAUUGUUGCUGCCAUUCCCAGAGAGCCCCAGAUAUUUACUGCACGCCAACAAAGCCGAUCAAGCGCUUCAAGUUCUGCAAAGGAUAUUUGUUGUUAAUACGCGUUUGUCUGAGAAAGACUUUCCAGUGGAAUCUAUGAUAAGUGCAGUGGAAGGUGAGGAGGAGGCCGAGGUGGUGUCCGCGGACGACAAUGGUAACGAGACCAAGUCACCUCUGACAUGGGGUCAGCGGUGGCACGCCUUCUGGCUCAGGAAGAAAAUGUUGGUGACUCCUCCCUACAUCGGACUACUGGUGUUGUGCUGCUUUGUGGACUUCGGACUAAUGUUUAGUUACUACACACUGAUGAUGUGGUUCCCGGACCUGUUCGAGAGGUUCAGUCAGUUCUCCUCUCUGUUCCCCGGAGUGUCGGCCGGUGUCUGUGAGGUGUCGGCUAAUGUCACUAAGAGUGAGCUGUUUUACAACCAGGAGUGUCCUCAGGUCAUCGAUGAUCGUGUCUACAUCCACACGCUGGUGGUAGCGUUGAGUUGUGUGCCGACCGCGCUGUGGGUGGGGCUCACCAUCAAUAUGGUCGGCAAGAAACUCAUGUUGGUGAUAAUGUUAAUAAGUUCGGGCCUGGCUGCCCUGGGUCUCAACCUGGUCCGCUCGUCUCUCGAGAACCUACUGCUGUCCUGUGUCUUCGAGGCGAUCGUCAGUUGUACUGAGGCUGUGCUAUUCUGUGUUAUUUGUGAGAUAUUUCCCACCAAAGUCGCUGCUACAGCGAUGGCGGUCACUGUGAUGUGUGGUCGUGUGGGGGCGAUCGUAGGUAACGUGAUAUUCGGGGCCCUCGUGGAUCAACACUGCGUCGUACCUAUUUAUAUGUUCGGCUCACUGCUCAUCACGAGCGGUCUUCUGUGUGUGAUCCUCCCGAAGAGCACUCGUCCUGAGAGACCACAGUGA